AUGAAGUUCGUCGUGCUCAUUGCCUUUGUCUUGGCUGUCGCUUCGGCAACCUACAUUCCCGCAUCAAAACGGGUUCUGAGAGAAGCGGAAAAUCUUAGCGGACCUGAGCUGGUCGAAUAUGUGAACAACGUUCAAAAACUCUUUACCGUCAGCCUUUCUCCCCGCUUUGCGCAGUACCCUGAUGCUAUCAAGAGCCGUUUGAUGGGAGUGAAGCACGUAGAGAUCCCAGCUGAAGACAGAGUGAAUGAGAAAACACACGACGACAUCGACGAUGCCACCAUCCCAGACUCUUUCGACGCUCGGAAGCAGUGGCCCCAAUGCCCAUCGCUUCUCUCGAUCCGCGACCAAUCGUCCUGUGGAUCUUGCUGGGCAUUUGGUGCUGCCGAAGCCAUGACCGAUCGCAUCUGCAUCGCUUCGAAGGGAAAACAGCAAGUCACCAUCUCUGCUGAUGAUAUUCUUUCCUGCUGUGGAAUGAUCUGUGGAAAUGGAUGCGAAGGUGGCUAUCCUCUCCAGGCUUGGAAGUACUGGGUCAGAACCGGAAUCGUAACUGGCAGUAACUACACCAUGAAGGCUGGCUGCAAACCAUAUCCAUUCGCCCCAUGUGAGCAUCAUGACAACGCCACUCGCUUCCAGCCCUGUCCUGCCGACAUCUACCCCACGAACAAGUGUGAGCAUACAUGCCAAGCUGGUUAUCCAGUCAGCUACACCAACGAUAAGCAUUUCGGAUCCACCGCUUAUGCCGUUUCGAAAAAGGUCGCAGAUAUCCAAAAAGAAAUCAUGACCAAUGGACCAGUUGAGGUCUCGUACACUGUAUACGAAGACUUCGAGCACUACACUGGUGGUAUCUACGUGCACACCGCUGGCAAAGAACUUGGUGGUCAUGCAGUUAAGAUGAUCGGAUGGGGAGUUGAGAAUGGCACACCAUACUGGAUCUGUGCCAACUCAUGGAACUCCGACUGGGGAGAGAACGGUUUCUUCCGUAUCGUCCGCGGAUUGAACGAGUGUGGCAUCGAAUCUGGAGUUGUUGCUGGAGAGCCCAAACUCUAA
Messenger RNA from Cylicocyclus nassatus, 1047 nucleotides. Lineage: Eukaryota; Metazoa; Nematoda; Chromadorea; Rhabditida; Strongylidae. The record is from the annotation of a GenBank genome assembly.